Molecule: messenger RNA, 1755 nt
Organism: Somion occarium
Lineage: Eukaryota; Fungi; Basidiomycota; Agaricomycetes; Polyporales; Cerrenaceae
Source: the annotation of a GenBank genome assembly
AUGUUCGGACGUUCAUCAUGAACUUUGACGUCUGUAGAAUACCGCUUCCAUCAGCUGACACCUAUUCUCGACUCGAACGACGUACUAUGCCUCUAGCUUACACAUGAAUAGACUCGCCUUCAUGGUUCCCGCAUGAGUCAAGCCAAGAGCCGGCUUUGUAACGGAGUUCUACGGACUCCAAUAAUAAAUUGCUUCCGCUCGUGCUGAAUAUCUUGUCUCACGACCGCCACGAUCUUGCAAGCAUCGUCGGGGGAGGGAUUGCAUUCUUGUCAGUAUGACGAGCACCACCGUUAUUACGGCUGCUGAACAAGAUGCAAUAUUCCUUCGACCCCGACCACUUGUAUUAUCGUCCGGCUCUUUCCUAUUACUACCGCUUCUUUCGCACCGGGUUCCGCUCAAACCAUUACCUACCGAAAUAUGGAUUCAAAUACUCGCUUAUGUCUUCGCUGAUUACGAUUCUGAGGAGCCUGCUUUGUUGUCGGAGAAUAGGAAACUGAGUUUAUUGUUGGUGUGCAAGAAGCUGAGCGACGUUGCUUUGCCUCUUUAUUACAGCCACGUUCACUUGGUCAAGCCCCUUGCUUUGCAACGGUUCACAGACGUACUCCUCGCGGCGGAUAAGAAAUGGGACUCGAUACGUCGAAUACCCUACUCAGCUCCAGGUCGAUGGGUUCAAACCCUCGACCUCUCAGACAUGCAUGUCGGACUCUGGACCGAAGCCAUUCAAAUCGACGCCUUCCUCACGAAACUAUUUCCUCUACUCCCUUUUCUCUCGUGUCUCGUGCUGAACCCUACUGUGAAUUUGAGUCGAAGGGCAAUCGACAGUUUGUGUAACCGAGAUGGGAACCAAAAUUUACGAGCUUUAAAGGGAAUUAAGCUCUCAUCGGGUUCUUCAUCAGAAGUGGAGCCAUUCUUGCAGGUGCUGCGAUGUUGUCGCAACCUGGAAGAACUGACCAUUGUGGGAUCUGGUAUCGAAGCUGUGCAGUUGUCAAAUGCUUCAGGACAUACACCCACUGUGGAGGUCCCGGAAGACUUCAAGCCGCUUGUACUUCUACGAUUACGGAAGUUGGCGUUGAUAUCUAUGCAUACUUCGCCAGUCAUGUUUGCUUUGCUGCAUUCACCACUGCCUUCCCUACAUCACCUCACGAUCACGCCCUACGACGACGUAUCCAUCCCGACUUCUCUCGUUCCUGCCUUCAUUGAUCUUCACGGCUCGAAGCUUACCUCGCUUCAUCUAUAUGCUCACAAGUCAUGGCCGACGAUGCUGUUCCCUUCACCUACGACUCUUCUACACACAUGUCCGAAGCUCUAUCACCUUUCACUUGAGAACCCGCUUCCUACACUUUACAUUUGUUCUAUCUACCCUCGACAUCCUCUCCAAAUCCUCUCACUUCCGAGACCGAAUACUGAGUUCCUGAGGGUUCUCGAGUCCCUCUUACCCAAGUUGCCGUGCUUGACUACUGUCAGAGCGAGGGACGUGAGAUGGUUGAGGAAAGGUAUGACAUCAAGGGCUCAAGAGGCUGGUGUUCAAGGUGAACUGAAGGAAUGGAAGAGGAGGCUAGGCAGGCGAGGUAUACAAGUAUUGGAUGCAGAUUGGAAGAGCGGUGUUGACUGAUCUAUCUGAUUCCUUUUUGGCCUUUCAUCUGCUGAUGUUGUUAUACCACUACUGAUUAUAUUAAUAUGUCUUAAUAAUUGUGUUGUUGUAUCACCCCCGCUCAAUUGUAUAAACUCAGUGCUGUAUGUGUCAAUCAGUUUGCU